CUGACCCCCCCCCACCGGAACUGGAGCUGGAUGCCCGGGUUUUACUGUAUUUAAAGAUUAAGAGCCGGCUCUCUUUCUCUUCAUCUCUUUAUCUUACUCUCAUUUCUUCUCGCCUCAAAUACCCUCUCCUCUAUUCCAUAGUUCCAUAGCCCCCUCUGAUCAGACCCAAACAGCAAGUAAAAACACAACCAUGGCAGCUCUCCCAGACUACUUUACCAUCACCCUUGGCGGCAGCCUCAUUACCCGAAAAAACAUCGACCCCGACGAACAGCAAAUCCACGCAGAGGUGGGCCACACCGACCCAGCCAUUUUUACUCUUAAUAACGAUGGCCUCCUCGAGUCUGGUGACUGGUACCUUGGACGAUUCCUCGUCGAGGAUCGCAGUCUGCUUCCCAAACGUGUACUUUGGCACAAGAAGGGGGGCGAGAUUGAUGUGGGCAUGAUCCAAAAGACUACGAUUGAAGAGCGAAAUGGAGAGCUUGUCAUUAGGAAUGGUGGUGCGGUUCUGGCAGUAAUUGAUGAAAAGAUCUGCGGUGAUUUGAUGAACGAAAACCCUGUUUCUGUGGAAAUUCACGAAGCAUGAGCUGUAACGGCGGCUGCGUCAGGCAGCGAUUACCCCGCCCCCUAUACGGCGAUAGCAGCCUGAAGAGCGGCCUACCACCUAUAUAGGG
Aspergillus pseudotamarii is the source of this 671-nucleotide messenger RNA. RefSeq lists its product as uncharacterized. The coding region runs from base 191 to 583 and encodes 130 amino acids. The transcript has 3 exons. The record is from RefSeq and is a predicted model, not a curated record. Lineage: Eukaryota; Fungi; Ascomycota; Eurotiomycetes; Eurotiales; Aspergillaceae.